Messenger RNA from Sphaerodactylus townsendi, 1082 nucleotides. It is a transcript of the gene ZMAT2, whose product is annotated as zinc finger matrin-type 2. Gene Ontology annotation, biological process: mRNA splicing, via spliceosome. The record is from RefSeq and is a predicted model, not a curated record. NCBI's taxonomy places the organism in Eukaryota, Metazoa, Chordata, Lepidosauria, Squamata, Sphaerodactylidae. Gene Ontology annotation, cellular component: U4/U6 x U5 tri-snRNP complex; spliceosomal complex. Gene Ontology annotation, molecular function: nucleic acid binding; zinc ion binding.
AAACUUGGGGCUAAAAACUUGGACUUCCACAGGAAGUGGGACAAAGUUGAGUAUGAGAAGCUUACAGAGAAAUGGCUCACGGAAGAGAGAGAGAAGAAAGAUGGCAAAACAAUUCAACCUGUCAAGUGGGAGCUUCUUCGGCACCGAGACUACAAGGUGGACCUGGAAUCCAAACUGGGGAAAACCAUUGUUAUCACCAAAACAACUCCUCAGUCUGAGAUGGGUGGGUAUUAUUGUAAUGUCUGUGACUGCAUUGUGAAAGAUUCUAUCAACUUCUUGGAUCACAUCAAUGACAAAAAACAUCAGAGGAAGCUGGGCAUGUCCAUGAGAGUGGAGCAGUCGACGCUGGAUCAAGUGAAGAAGCGUUUUGAAGUGAACAAGAAGAAAAUGGAGGUGAAGCAGAAGGAUUAUGACUUUGAGGAGAGGAUGAAAGAGCUCCGGGAAGAGGAGGAAAAGGACAAAGCCUACAAAAAAGAAAAGCAGAGGAAGAAGAAGAGGGUGGAGGAAGACUUGGCAUUCGAGGAGGACGAUGAAAUGGCGGCCAUGAUGGGUUUUUCUGGGUUUGGCUUGACCAAGAAGAGCCACGAGCAGCCGUGGACUUUUCCUCUAGACAGAACCUGUUUCAGCUCAGCUGACACUUGAAAAUUCUUGAGAUGAUUUUGCAGGGAAUUUCUAUCUAAAUGCCCAGCAUAGGCGUUGGCCUUGGGAGCUGGGAAGCGAUUCCAGACCCUCCCGUGUGAGGCUGGCUGGGCCCGCCCUCUCAGUAGCACCCUUCUGCCUGCAAAGGUAGCAUCACACUUGCCUGUACAGUGGUAAACCUCGGUCGCAAAUAAAGAACUUUUUAAAUUAGCAUCCUUCCUCCCCCAAAGUCCUUGCAGUGCUUUGGGAGAAUCCUGUUGCCGUCCUUUUAAAUUUUUUGAAAUCUCUUCCUUUAUCAUGAAUGGGCUGCGGUUGUUUCUUCUGGAACCCCGCCCUGCCAGGGCUCUCUUGGGCCGCUUUCUUCCUUGCCUGCUUCUCACUUUGUGUUACAUGGCCUUGUGUGCACGAGAGACAUUCUUCGGCAUAUCUUUUUCUAUUAAUAA